UCAAAAUCUGCAAUUAUUGUGAAUUUGCGAGAAGCCCUGUAAUAAAAAAAUAUCGUUUAAUCAACACAAGUAAAAAAAAGUGUAAAUCUUGCUUAAAAUUAUACAACGUCGGCGUAUUUUAAAAUAAUUCAAGGAAUAAACAAUUUAAUUGCAUCGAAAAUUAAAAUUUCGAAAUUUCAGUUCUAAUGCAUGAAAAGGCUAAUAACCCUAACCGGUAGCGAAAAAGCAAAAAUUUGGCAAAAAUAAUAUAAUUUGUAAAUUCAGUGUUUGCUUUCACAGUUAAGCAUUUCCUUAUAAAAAGCCAGUAAAAAUUUAAAAUUUAUGUGAAAAAGGAAAGCAAAACGCAAAUUUCUUGCAUUGAUUUUCGUAUUCAAAUUGCAAAAACGUGCAAACUGGAUAAUAAAAGUUAUUUUACGUUUGCUUUUGCGUGACAAAUGCGAAAAAAUUGUGCCUCAAAAAAUUCAGCCAAGCUGUGAACAGAGUUCAACAUUUUCAAUUUCUUCCCGUUGGCAGCAAUCAAAAUCAAAUUAUAUUGAAACGUUUUAACUGGGACGCAUAAAGGAGCUAGUAACUACAAAACGAAGAACCCACCUGUGCUACCAGAAAAUAUAAAUUAUGAAAAUUAAAUUAAAUUAUUCAUGCGAAUGAAAGCUAAAUUAUAUAUUGUGUUAAUAAAAGAUUAGUACCUAUAUAACAACAAUUCAGUGUUACACUCAAAUUUCAAAGGCCUAAAACAUUGCUAUCUAUUUAAAAAUAAAAGUGAGCUUUAAACGAAAUUUCUUAAAACACCACAAACGGUCUGGUAAGGAAGCUAUUACUCAACAUUCUCCGAGACAGCAAGCCCCAAGUGACCAACUCUCAUCCUGCACGAAAAUGUGUAACAGCAGACGACACAGCCGUCUCUGGUUCAACAGCCUUGCCAUAUUAAUUUGCCUGCUGUGCAGUGGCCUUGUCUGUACAAAUGCCGCUAUGCAAUACUACCACAUAUUGCCAAUGGGCAACGUAGAUGACGGCUCUGCUUUGUUGAGGCUAACGCGCGAACUUUCCGCCAAACUAAUACAGGAGCGACCGAAAGAAAUCAGCUCGACAGCGGAGCCAGUUCCAGCCGUGGUCGACCAGCCACAAGGUCAGUGUUUGCUGGACGGUGUCCUUGUGAUGGAAACGGCUGUAACAUGCGAGAAGCAAGUGGGCUGUCGAGCCAUACAGAAGACGGGACAUUGUUGUCCUGAUUACAAGUGCGAUUGCCAGAAAGAUGGCAGAACUUAUUUGAAUGGCGAUAAAUUAGUUGAUCCGGAAACACCAUGUACCGUUUGCUAUUGUCAAGGUGGUGAAAUACUAUGCAGUUCUGUAACCUGUUUCCAUCGUGAUGAUUGCAAGCCAAAGUAUAUACCGGGGCGCUGCUGUCCUGAAUAUGACAAUUGUCCUGUUUCCAUUCUCGACCCAAGCCAUAACGGAAACCAAUCACACAAUCCAUCACCAACAACUAAAGAAACGAACGCCGCUAUCGCCUCAUCAAACCAGCCAAUACAGCAAACUGUUCCUCAAAAUCCGAAAAUCACAAUCAAAGAGAUCACCAAACCGAUCGAAAUACGCAUUACCGAUGAUAACAAAGCCAUACCAAUUCACCAAAUAUUCAAACCUCAAACGACAACAACCACCCAAAUAAUAGCAACGGAGUCAACAACAACAUCCACAGCAAUAACUGACGGUAGCGGUUCAACGCAGCUGCCAGCGUCAGCGCCGACAUCAAGUGUAGCCACCAUUUCACCUAAUACACCAAUAACAGCAACUGACGUGGGCGACAGUAUCAAUGGUGAAAGUACAUCAACAGUAACCGUAACCGGUUCCAAUAUCAACAGCGACAACAACUCAAACUUCGGCGUAGACAACAACCGCCAAAUUAUACUUCCAGUGAAAGGGGGCAUUAAUAAUGGUGAGAGCUUAAAGCUUAGCGCUUCUGUUGCAUACCCAAGUACAGAGCGCAAUACUGUUAAAAUAGUUAUACCACAAAACGGUUCAAGCGCGGAAAGCAGCAAUAACGAUAGUGGUGAAGUGACUGCCGUGGUGGCACAGUUGAAUGAAGGGGAUAUUUCGAUACCCGAAUUCGGAGCACAAGAACUACAACAUGAUGCAUCGUUUGAUGAUCCAACGAAAAUCAAUAUCAAACGUGAGAAUUUGGCAACAACAGAGCGUUCAUUAUCAGUAGUACCCAUUGAAGAAUAUGGUUCCCCAGAGCUAUUAGACGGUAAUGGUAGUGGACAAAGCGGCGGUUUGCAGUCACAGAGCAGUUUUGAUUUUGAGCCAGAGACAGCGGGAAGUGAUAAUGUUUAUCACAUCAUAUUGACCACAUCAGGACCACCUAUAGAUGGAAGUACUGACGGCUUUGUCAGUUUUAAACCAAACGAAGAUUUCCAACUCCCUUCAGACUUUGAGAUACAAGCAGCAGCUUCGAACCCUCAACACGCUGUGGUACCACCACCACCACAUCUUGCGAACUUCACUGAUUCACCAAUUACUUUGAAAAGCACAACCCAGGCACCAGCAACCGAAUUAAGUCCUACGUUAAAUAAUACGCUCCCAAGUACAGAAGGGAUCUUAUUAGCUUCCAUCUCUACAGAAUCUCCAAAGCACACUUCCGAGAACAGUCAUCAUGUGGAAGAGGAGGAAACCGCUUUACCUGUGGAAUCGAAUCCUGCAUAUCCUUCGCUACCCGAAGAUGAUUUUAGCUUAAGAGAUGUAAAUUUUCCGAUAAAUGAAGCUGAUGAAGCCGUGGAGACAGAUGUAAAGGAAGAACAACGUAGUAUUGGUGGUAACGCACUUGAGGUGGUUAGGCCACGUAAACCAUUAGAGGAAGGUAGUGGUGGUGGUGUUGAAUUUAUGGAAGCAUCCUCUACUGCGACUUAUGAAGCAUGCGUUGAUUGUACUACUGAAAACUUAUCGAAACUUUCCGACAAGGUGGCGCUGCUUAUGAAUUCAGCUGAAGACCUAUCUGCUGAAACAUCCAUUUCAAACAACACUGACUUUAUAUCCGAACGCUUCUCGCGCCUCGCAAACAAUACCACAAAUUCUGAUUCCAAUGAAUCAAUUGAAAUGCAGUUGAGUAGCGAAUUGGGCAGUGGUGAAUCAACGGAAGUAGAGAAGAAGCUUGAGAAAAGACGUGAACCAACUACCCCACGUCCAACGCCACGCUCCCAAAUGGCGAUAGAUAUUGAUGAGCUGAGUGGAAGCGCUUCCGGUGAUGGCAAAAGUGAUCCAAAAGAUGAUCCCAAGCUUGAUGCCGAGAGUAUAAAGGCAGAUGAAAAUGUAGAAGAGGGCAUAGUAAAACAGGAGGCGGGUCUAAAGGAAGAUGUGUUGACUGUGAAUGCCAAACCGACAGAGGAGCGUACAGCCGAGGAGAUUCCGCCGGAUUCUCCAGCUGGCAGAAUACAACAAUUGCUACAGCGUCGGUUUGUUUAAACGAUUAAUCCUAUUGAAUUAGCAGUUUGAAAAAAUGGAACAGAAGAUUAUAGUAUAUAUAGAAAAAGAAUAUAAAUAAGACAGAUAAAAGAAGAUAGUAUGUUAAAGUUAAAUACGUAGUAGUUGCGAAAAAAUAGUUUAUAAAUGUCUUAAUAUAUUAUUCUUCAAUCGAUAUUAAGGAAAAAGUAAAUGAACGCGACAUUUAUUAAAACUUUCAAUCUCAAUAGAACGUGUAUUUCAAAUAAUAAUUUUGUUCACAAUUUGAACUAAAAAGGAGCAUGCUAUGUAUGAUCUUAUGAGGUGUUUUCUGUUUAAGCACAACUUCAAAAUUCUCCUAUUGGAUGGUAGAACAUAUUCAUAUAUGAAGCUCAGCGAUUGUAUGGUGAAAUAUGGUUUCUCAAAUGUUUAUUUAUUUAAGUUGAAUGGUAUUUUUGGGCUUUAAUUCUGGAUUUUAUUGAAUUUUAAAUUUUUAUUUAAUUUAAUAAUUUAUUUUUCACUAUACUAGAUAAAGAAACGUACAUGUUAGUUUCGAUACUCAGCCCUUUUAUAACUUUGGAGUAGUCUAUGUGAACUCAAUUCUUCAACAGGUUUUAUAUUUCAAACUUAAUUCAGUCUUACUAAAGAAAACAUUUCCGCGGUGCUUUUGAUAUGUGAACUCAAUAAUUGAUUAACUAUUUAAACAAUUCAAAUGAAGAAAUAUCCGUAAUAUCUUCUAAUCUAUCUUCUAUCUUCUUUUACUUAUAAUGUCAGGUUAUCUUAAAUAAGGCAUUUUGUAAAUGAUAAUACAUUAUUUUUAUUUGAGGAAUGGGUAAGCACCGAUGCAACUCUUAUUUUUGCUUUUACCUUCACGUAAUAGAAAUGCACAACGAUUAAUUAGUUUGUCAAAAGUUUUAGUUGGAUAAUUCAAAACUCACAUUAAAGCAUAUGUUCGAGAAGAGCAUAAGAAUCCUGGCACCGGUGAAGUGUACGUCAUAAAAAUUAUAACUAAAGAAAAUAUUUUUCAGCGAAAUAAAUUAAAUGUUUAACUUAAAAUACUUGUACAUUGAACUUAGCGUAAGAGUGUAGUCUUAAAGGCACCAAAAUCAUUUAAAUAUUCUAAGCAGAACGAACGAACGAAUGAUCAAUACAACGAAAAUGCAACAAAAGCUGGGCUCUUAAAAUGCAAUAACUCAGAUUUAUUAAGAAAACAAAAAAAUAGGUAAACACACACACACAUAUGAAAAUUUAUAUCUACAUAUGAAAAUUUUGGUUAACACGAAUUUAUUAGAAGCAUUCUAGAAAACUAUCAUUCACCAAUAAAACGCCGUAACAUUCUAGUACAUAAUUUAUUUUAAAUGGGUAACUAAUAUUAUUGCCUUGGCAAACAUUAAAACCAACUCAAAGUGGUAUUAGUUCCUGCACUUAUUAAAUAGUUAAAUUGAAGCAUAAGUUAUAUUAGAGUAUAACAAAUAGUUAUAUGUUUACUUUACGUUCUAAGUAUCAAAUUCUCUAAUAUGAAAAAUACAUACAUACAUAUAUGUGUCUUACAAAUAUUUCGAUGAAGAUGUUAAAAAUUAUAGUGUUAGUUAAUGCAAUCCCGCGAACGACAUUUUUUGAUGGUAAGUCACUCAAGAGAAUGAAGCAUACUAAUGUACAUACAAAGGUACAUAGGUGGUUAUUGUUGCUAGUUUUCAGAGUAGUUACGGAAUAAUUGUUAUUAUAGAUUACAAAGGCAUAUAUGUAUAUAUUUUAAAUAACUUAACAAUACACAUACAUAUGUAAUUAUCAGUAAAUAUAUGUAUAUGCAUAAUUGCGAAAACUAAUUUCUUAUUUUGUAGUCCAUUUAAAAUUAAAUAGCUUUUAUACUAGACUGAAAACUAUUUAAUAAUAUCAAUUUGUUUUUAAAGUAGUUUAAAAUCAAUAUACAUAAGGUUUGUCAGUUUAUUAUAGU
Molecule: messenger RNA, 5386 nt
Organism: Zeugodacus cucurbitae (melon fly)
Lineage: Eukaryota; Metazoa; Arthropoda; Insecta; Diptera; Tephritidae
Exons: 9
Coding region: 874-3456 (860 amino acids)
Molecular function (GO): protein binding
Source: RefSeq, a predicted model, not a curated record